Molecule: messenger RNA, 1800 nt
Organism: Dacryopinax primogenitus
Lineage: Eukaryota; Fungi; Basidiomycota; Dacrymycetes; Dacrymycetales; Dacrymycetaceae
Exons: 6
Coding region: 20-1615 (531 amino acids)
Source: RefSeq, a predicted model, not a curated record
UCCCUAGGCUUUGACCACCAUGACAACUCCUUUGAAGAGACGCAGGCUACAGCGCGUUUCUUCAACGGGUUCGUUCACUUUAUCGGACCCCAGCGAUGAAGAGAUCGUCACUGCGAAGAAGGUGCGGCAGGCCCCACCUAGCCCGCGUGCGACACCCGUAAAGCCCGUAACCCUCUCUUCGCCAGGUGCCAAGAAGCAGUCCAAUCGUUCCUCGACUUUGCCACCUACAUUAUCUCAUCUUCUACAGCUGCAUACCGCGCUGGAAUCCCUGCUGGCUUUAAAGCUUGGUAGUUCUGCUCUGGCUCCGUCGGCUCACCCAACGCGCAUUGACACCCUCACAAUCAUCAACAUCUGUACAAGCGCCGAACUGGAGCGUGCUGCUGGGAGACGCUGUGCGCCAGCAGAGAUUGCACGUCUUUGUUGGAUCUAUGAAGCGGGCGUCGCACCGGUAGCGGUUGAGACGCGACCCGAGACACCGGUAAACUCAAAAGAGCAAAACGACAACCCAUUUGUUACGCCCACCAAAUCUCGUAGGUCUGAGCUCGAAUGGAUGCGAGGAGGUACUGGUAUUACCCUCAGCCCGAUGCGCGUGCUGGAGAAGGAUUUUGGGAAGCGUAGAACGGUCUACGCGUUCGGCAUCGAGGUCGACGCGAGUGCGAGUGGUGGGAAGACCGGGUUGGAUGUUGCCAGUCGCUGGCUUUCUGAGAAACCGCCCAGAGUACGGUUGAUUGAGAAGAGGAUUAGGGAUUGGUGGAAGAAGAACACUGUCAACCCUUUGCCACCAUUCCCGUCUUCUACGUUACCACCAUUGAUACAACCAGCCAACCUUCCCACCCCUUCCUCCACAAGGACUCGCUCUUUGGCUUCGACUCCUGUGAAGAAGGGAGCACUCUCUUCCAAUACACCCACUCCUACCCGUGUGCACAAAGCUUUAAUGUCGGAUAACCCCUUCAUGACUCCACCGGAAACACCAACUAAAAUCCGAGGACUGCCUUCGUCAUUGCCUGUGACGCCAGCCAAGUCCGAUGGAAGGAUUACCCCGACAAGCGGCUCGAGCGUAAAGGACCGCAAAAAUGCUCUAUUUGAACGCUUGGCUGCUAAGGCCGGAACGCCGCGGGGAACUAUCCUCUUCCGUGACGAGCAGACCGAAGAAGAGCGCGCAUUUACGCCUGACGAACUGAAACGUCGUAGUGCGCUCAGCCGGCUGGGCGGAGUGGCGGAAGGGAUAUACAUGAUGUUUUCAUCUACCGGAGGCGAUUUGGCUACGCCGGCCACUCGGCGUCGUCGUGCUGUUCCAAUGGACGAAGCGAUCCAGAUUCUCGUGAAGAGCUCGAAGGUGGCAAUAUCCGAGGCUGAAGCUCAGUUGUCGAUCAAAAUGCUCACCGAACUGUGUCCAUUUUUUGUGCGAAUCCUUGUGAUCGACCGGGCCGAAUGGCUCGAAGCACCGAGCUCGUCUUCCCUCGCAACACCACCGAGCCCCGGAUCGGUCGCUGUAGCCGAGAUGAGCAAACGGUCGCCUGGUGGAAGUCCUAGACGGGUUGGUCGAAACGAAGAUGGAGGUCUGCGAAGGGUUCGGGAACGGAUCCGACGAGAGCUCGAUGGGCCGUCGUUGUGAGUAGCGUGGGGCAGAGGACCCACAAUGCUUAGGUGAGAGCGGCGAGUGUCCAAGAGCGGGAUGAACCCCGCCGUUCCGCUCGGCAUUGAUAGGACAUAUGACCUUGGAUGACAAAGGACAUUGAGAAGGGCAGCGCAUUAACAAUACUUUGUAUAUAUUAGGUAGCAUAUCCCCGUAAACUGUAC